CCGCCGCCUCCUCCUCCUCCUCCUCCGUAACAUGUCGGGACAGUCUUUGACCGACCGGAUCGCCGCCGCACAGCACAGCAUGACCGGGUCUGCCAUCAGCAAAGCCGUCUGCAAGGCCACGACGCACGAAGUCAGCGGACCCAAGAAGAAACACCUUGACUACCUGAUCCACUGCACCAAUGAGCUGAACGUCAGCAUCCCCCACCUGGCAGACACACUGCUGGAGCGCACAACUAGCAACAGCUGGAUUGUGGUUUUUAAAGCGCUCAUCACCACACACCACCUCAUGAUGUACGGCAAUGAGAGAUUGAUGCAGUACCUUGCCUCCAGGAAUACACUCUUCAACCUCAACAACUUUCUAGAUAAGGCUGCACUACAAGGGUAUAACAUGUCAACUUUCAUCAGACGCUACAGCCGCUACCUGAAUGAAAAAGCCAUGUCUUACAGACUAGCAGCGGUGGACUUCACAAAAAUGAAGAGAGGGGCUGAUGGUGUGAUGCGCACCAUGAACACAGAGAAGCUGAUUAAGACUUUGCCCAUCAUUCAGAACCAGCUGGAUGCACUGCUGGAUUUCCAGCCAAACUCCAACGAGCUGACGAACGGAGUGAUCAACACAGCCUUCAUGUUGCUGUUUAAAGACUCCAUACGGUUGUUUGCCGCUUAUAACGAAGGCGUCAUCAACAUGUUGGAGAAAUACUUUGACAUGAAGAAGAACCAGUGCAAAGAAGCUUUGGAGAUCUACAAGACCUUCCUCAACAGGAUGACCAAACUGUCCGAGUUUCUCAAAGUGGCGGAGCGAGUUGGGAUAGAUCAGGGCGACAGCCCCGAUCUCACACAGGCUCCCAGCUCUCUCCUGGAGGCUCUGGAGCAGCAUCUAGCCUCUCUGGAAGGCAGGAAGCUGAAGGACCUCUCCACCGCCAGCAGAUCCAGCACCUUGUCCAGUGCAGUGUCAUCUCUCUCCAGCACGGGGAUCUCUCUCAGCCGUAUGGAAGACAAGACGGAGGACAACCGACUGCAGCAACACAAGGAGGACGGUCACAAAGUGAUCGACAUUCAGACACCUAACGUGUCACCUAGCACCCAAUCAGUGGGCAGUGCCAACAGCAGCGGAGGGGCCACAGAUCUCUUCUCUAACUCACCUAUUGUACCCAUCAACAACCAUGUGCCAAACCUGACUAGUGAGCUGUUCACCCUGCAGCCUAACUUCACCCCCAUCCAGACCACACACACUGUGCCCAACAACAACAACGCCUGGGGAGGUGACUUGCUAAAGCCAUCCCCACCCACUCAAAUUCACAGUCCUGGAGCCCCGUUGCACUCUGGGAAGAUGCUGCCCAAUGAUUUGGACUCAUCCUUAGCCAACCUUGUUGGCAACCUGCAGUUUGGGGGGACGCCAGCUAAAAAGCCAGAGCUCCAGUGGAGUCAGCUGGUAGAGAAGAAGCCAACAGGUGGUAGCGGCUGGCAAUCGAAGACCAUGUGCACCAGCACCAACUGGACUCACACCACCCAUCCCAUGGCACCUGCACCCAUGCCCGUUCCUCAGAUGAAUGGGAUGAUCUAUACUGGCUAUGCUCCAGCACCAGUGGCUUUUCCUAUGACGACACCCCAAGUGCCUGUGUAUGGAAUGCUCCCUCCUCAGAUGAAUCAUCAGAUGGGGGGCGUUCCCAUGAUGCCCCCACAGCCUGUCAUGUAUAACCAGCCUGUCCUGAGACCCACCAAUCCUUUUGGACCCAUCCCAGGAACACAGAUGCACUUCAUGUAGGGGAUGAUGUUGUAACCAUGGCAGCAAAGCUGGGAGAGAGAAGGCGAGAGGAAAGAGACAGAGAGAAAGAGUCGGCAGCAAACGCAAAUCCAGAACCAAAAUCCAGCGCAGGGGAAAGAAAGAAGAGGGCAGAGAGGAAGAAAAAAGGGAGGGGAGAGGACGAAGGAGAGAGAAGGACCAGAGGAUGGAUAGAAGAUGAAACGCUGAUGUCAGUUUCCAUGUCACCUGACCCUCUAAUCUCCUCUCCUCUCUCCAUGUGGCUACUGAUCUCUCUGUCUUUGAAUCUAUAGUGCUGGGGCACCAGAGGCUCUGCAUUAGUCCCACUCAUCCUCUGCUUGAUUUGCCAGUUCAAAUGGCAAUUACGACCUGUGAUGACACUAUGAGGACUGACAGCUCGUUGGAAGUGCAGAAGCUCUUUUGCCAUUUCCCCCCCGCCCCUCACCCCCUCAUACUGAUAAUUUCCUGUAUAAAGGCUUACCCGCAUCUCUCUCCAUCCCUCAGCUGAAUCAAACUUGGAGGACACACGCUCUUUCUCUGAUUGGAUCGUUUGCUGGCACUUUACUCUAUGUGACCUUUGCCAAGGGUGUAUUUCUGUGUAGGUGAUUUUUAGCAUCUUGUUCCGAUUGGUUCCCGGUAACGUGUCAUCCAUCCAUCACCUGAUGUCAGAAGUUAUUGAUUUGAAUGCGUGCGUGUGAAUGUGUGUCUGCGCGUGCGUGCGUUCCUUUUUCUACAUUUCAGCGUGCUGCAUCCACGCAUCCAUUUGAGUCUUUUUAUGAGCUCCAUUUGUUCUUAAUUGCCAAUUUCACAGAGAGAAUCGGGCGUAAAACAAUUGGCACGCUUGUGUGAUUGUGGAUGGACGUGGAGCUGUGUAGGGUGUGCUACUGCGUGUGUUUCUCUUUUGGUACCUGAUGUCAUUAAUGUGUUGCCAGGUACCAACGUGUUACUGCACUGGAACUAACUGAUGAAAGCACUGAGCCAGACCCAGGCAUCACAUUUGGAUGUAAACAAACCUCCGCUACUUGGGGACGUGAUGUACACACUGUGUUUCGUUUCGUUUUUUGGGGUUUUUUGCCCUCUUCUACAGCCGUGCAAUAUCAUGCAAUCUCAUUAUACACCCAUUUGUAGCCCGGUUAGAAGCCUUUUUCUGCUGUAGUGUCACAGUUCCUGUAUGUCCACAUGAGAUUUCUGUACAGAAUACUGUUGAUUUUUUUUUCCUCUUGUUUUCUAAGCUGUUCUGUUAACAACUGAACUGCUCUAAAAGUUGUGAAAAAUGCACUGAGAGCCACACAGAGGUGAGUUGACAUUAGGUGAAUUUCAAUCUAGCAAUCAGAAAUGGUCCAACUCCCAGCUGUAUGAUAUCCUCCCUGUCCUGAGCAUUUGUCCUGUCCAAAAUUAGCCUCCUGUCAAGUCCUUAUCACCCCCACCCUACCCACCCCCCAAAAAUAAUAAAAUUUAAAAAAAAAAAAAACUGGAUGAGGGUAGAAGUCUCACCUCCACUGGGAGGAUUUAAAGACAGCCACUGAGAAGCAAGUUAUUAAUGUAGAGUGGAACGUUUAUGGACAGGACAGCUAAAGGUCAGUCUGGAGCGUCAAGUGAACGACAGCAGUGGAAAGCAGCUGAGGGUAAUGUCUGUCGAUCACGGCCCGAGCAAAGCCCGCAGCAACGGCGCGCAGAUUAAUUCGGACAGCCAGAGACAGGGAGGCUCUAAUGAGACAUUAAAUGUUAAUGUGGAUUUUCUAGGAGAUCCAAGGUCGAGUUAGACUCACAGUCAGAUGAUAUAUAUAAAAAUAUAUAUAGCACAAACCUUCAAAGAGGGGACAAUGCUCUGCUGCACAAAAACCUAAAAUCAUUGCUGGGAUGUACAGUCGAAAGGGGCAAUAAUCGAUUGGGUAUGAAGUCGUUUUUUUUAUUGGUUGUGUCCGUUCUAUGUACAUGUACUGUAUGUGUGUUUGUGUGCACAUGCCUUCCCAUAGAGAUAAACAGGGUCAUGUUCCUCGGUUAGAGGUUACACAUCUCUAUCGAGCUGGUAGCUUGUACUAACUUAGCAAUGAGUGUUAUUGUGACCGUGUCUGUACAACAUCACAUCAUUUUAAGGUGGCUCUAGGUUCACUCAUCUGCUGAAAAACGCAAAAAACGGGGGGAAAAAGAAAGCCCCAAGUCAUCAGAUGUGGAAUCUGUCAAAGUGAGUCUGAAGCAAAGUUCUCCAAAAAGCUGGAGGUGCACAGGCUGGUGAUUUCUAACAAAAAAAAUUGCAACUGUAACUGCUGGCUAUGUAAAAACCAGUCUCACCACAGCUACAACUCUACUACCAGCAGAGAGAGAUUUGUGCUAGGAAUCACCGGGCAGGCAGAUGUUCUCUUCGAGGUUUCACUUUUGAAUGAGCAUAAAUGUAAGAGGUCAGCUGAGAUUUGGGUAUUUCCUUCGGGAAACUGUCGCACCAUUACUCCUUGUUGCAGUUAUUUGUCGUUCUCCGUCAGAUGAAUGAGCUUUUCAUUGUGCACUUCACUCCCACCAACAGAGCUCGAUCCAUCCUGGGCCAACCUCUGACUGUUACUGUGUCCUCUGUAUAUAGGUAAUGCUGUUCAUGUGUUUUUAGACGUGCUCUCUCUCUCUCUCUCUGUAAAGUGAUCGAAGCCCCAUUGGAUGACGUACUGUACGUGGGACAAUUUAUUGCUGUAUCUGUGUUUGAAUGGUUGUACUUUGAAGGUGUCAUCA
Messenger RNA from Oreochromis aureus, 4477 nucleotides. RefSeq names its product phosphatidylinositol-binding clathrin assembly protein-like. Gene Ontology annotation, biological process: synaptic vesicle budding from presynaptic endocytic zone membrane; clathrin coat assembly; clathrin-dependent endocytosis. Lineage: Eukaryota; Metazoa; Chordata; Actinopteri; Cichliformes; Cichlidae. The coding region runs from base 32 to 1762 and encodes 576 amino acids. Gene Ontology annotation, molecular function: SNARE binding; 1-phosphatidylinositol binding; phosphatidylinositol-4,5-bisphosphate binding. The record is from RefSeq and is a predicted model, not a curated record. Gene Ontology annotation, cellular component: clathrin-coated vesicle; clathrin-coated pit; extrinsic component of presynaptic endocytic zone membrane. The transcript has 19 exons.